Jaminaea rosea is the source of this 1685-nucleotide messenger RNA. RefSeq lists its product as hypothetical. Gene Ontology annotation, cellular component: nucleus. The coding region runs from base 49 to 1653 and encodes 534 amino acids. The record is from RefSeq and is a predicted model, not a curated record. The transcript has a single exon. NCBI's taxonomy places the organism in Eukaryota, Fungi, Basidiomycota, Exobasidiomycetes, Microstromatales.
UUUUUGUCCUUUGCUUCCUGUCCUCACACCUUUUGUACACCCAGCGAGAUGACUAUGCCUGCCGCCUCUUCGGCAGCUUCGUCUUCACGCGGCCAUCUGGCACGUACCUUGCUUUCGCCGUCGACGUCAUUACUGCGAUCGACGUGCCCGUCAGCCACGAAGAGACGCAUCGCGGUUCCAGUCGCCCUGAUCCACACAUCAUCCCCUCGCCCGCUACCUCGUGCCCUUAAUCGACCACCUGUCAAUCCAAAUGCUGGCUCCGGCCCCUCCUCAUCUUCCGCAAUUCCCUGGUUCCUGCAAGAUCAAGAAGUGCUCGAAGUAGAUGCGCCCCCACCUCGGUCAACGGCCACACCGGCAACCGCUUCUGGUGAAGCAGAAGACAUCAGCAUCGACCCCGAUGUUGCUUCCCUGCCCGUCCCUUUGACCAUCCUGCACACUCAUCUCUUUCGCGGUCCAGUAGCUGGAAUGCUGCAUCGGCCCGAUGCCCUCUCCUUCACGCUUAACGACACAGAAGGCGAAGACUCAGACCCGUGGGUAGUCAUCCCUGCCCGCUCCCUUCUGGGCAGUACUUCUUGGUGCGACUGGGUAGUCAUCGUGACUGUGCGCGAGAACAGUGGUGGGGCGAUCAAUGCAAAGGUAGCGGAGGAGGUCGGCGAGGUGUUGAGGAGGGUCAGACCACCACCAAUGGAAGGCGAGGGUGGUGGAGGGAGCAAGAAGGGAGUUAUAGCUAGUCUAGACGAUCUGCUUGGUCCUGGCAACGAGCGCAGCCCCUUUGGGCCGAAGAGCGAGGGUAGGGGGGCGAUUUGUGCUACGACGCCCUCUGACGGAUUUGAGGAAGGAGACGACCAAUCGGACCCCAAAGCGUACCACCAAACGCCAAGCUGGGCAACGCAUCGCUCCUCGUUGCGCUCCAAGUUCUCAGAGUCUCCACUAGGCACCUCAUCCUGGCGUCCCCUAAAGAUUCUCUCCCGCGAGACUCAGCAUGGUUUGCGCGCUUUGAAUGCUUCUGACCCAAGCAAGUGGAACAGCGCGAGCCUCUCGGAGCACUUCAAGGUCUCUCCCGAGGCCGUGCGGAGGAUUCUGAGGGCGGACCCGAGCAGGUGGGGUGGGGAAGGUAGAGAGGCCGGUGAGGGGGCGAGGAGACUCAAGGAUUUGGUGGAGGGUAAGGGGGAUGGGAGGACGAGAGAGCAGAGGGAGAUGGAUGAGAUUGAGCGAUUGAGGGAGGAGAUUGAGGCGAGUAGGAGGAGGAGCGAUGAAGGUGUGGAGGAGGAUAUUGCUACCAUCGUUGGAGGAGGAGAGGAGCAGCUUCCCCCAGCCACAACUCCAACAGCACCAGCCACAGUACCCGCUGCAGCGCCUACUCGCUCGCCCAUCAAUGUUCGCUCCUUGGGCAAGCCUCGUCACCCUGUGCGCUUCGAGGGGUUACCCUCCACCUCUGCUUCCUCCCGCAAAAGGCAAGCGCGUCAGGCUGCUGCCCCUUCCGCAGGUGGGGACAAUGGUAGUGGUGGGGAAUGGGUGCUAGUGGAUGCAGGCUGGUGUGUCGUUCACGUCAUGACUCCAAAGGCGAGGAAGCGAUACGACGUUGAGGGUGUGUGGCGCGAGGCAGAGAGGGAAAGGAGAAGGAAUGGGGGAGUGGAUCUGACUGCUGUCUGAUGAUGGAUUGCAUGAUACAAAUACAAAUGCGU